GAACCGUACCCGACAUAAAAAAAAAGCCAAUGAAAAAGGAGGUUUGCAUUGUAUUGACUUAUGAUCUUCUCUCUUCUUCUCCCUUUCUUCUUCCUCCGAACCGCUUUCUUUCUUAACCAUUAAGCUAAAUUUCAACUUCAACUCAAAAGAAAAUACAAAAUAAACAAAUGAAUUUCGAAACUCUUCAUUCUAUCUUAGCAAAAUCACUCACCAUUAUUGCCUGGCCUCCAUUUAGUUUGCUUUGUCCCUUAUACGCUUCUUUUCGGGCGUUGGAGAGUGAUUGCCGUUCCAGUAAUCAGCGAUGUCUUACUUUUUGGGUUCUCUUUUCUUUCUCUAUGAUCAUGGAGUGUGAAUUUCCACUCUUAUUUAACUGGCUCCAAUGGUGGCCUCAUGUGAAAGGCGUGAUAACUAUCCUGUUGUUAAUACCUUAUUUUGGUGCUGCGCCGUACAUCUACAGGCUCUUAGUUAAAUAUUACUGUACGCGGAACAUAUUUGAAUGGACGAUGAACAUCUUCAAUCUGAAAAUCACACAAUUUGAAUUAGACGAGGACAGAAAAAAGCAUUUAGAAUUGGAUGCGGACAGAAGAAUAUUUUUUGAAUCGGUCGAUGAUAGUGAAAGUGUCGAGAUCUCUGGUCAGACAAUUAUCACAAAUCAUUUACAAGAGAAGAAACUCUUAAUAUAUCAGGGAAGAGAUGGUCUUGUUGGUUGUGAAAACACAAAAAGUGGUUGCACGAGCCAAAAGAAAGUCCAGAAGGAAUGGAGCUGUGCUUUAUGUCAAAUUAAUACUACAAGUGAAAACUGCUUAAGGUCACAUCUUCAAGGGAAGCAACACAAGACUAAGGAAAAAGAGCUUCGAGUCGAGUUACAUGCAACAGAUAUACCGUACGUUAUAUCCUUUAAGCAGGAAAGAAUCAAAGGAAUGGUUCUACUUAGGAAUCUCAACAAAAUCGCAAACAUUCUGAAUCCAGUUUCCAGAUCCAUAGUAUGGUGUGAAUGGAAAAAGCCGGGAUUCGGAUGGACAAAACUGAACACCGACGGUUCUGUAAAUAAAGAAACUGCUGGUUUUGGUGGUCUGCUUCGUGAUUACCGGGGCGAACCAAUCUGUGCAUUUGUCUCGAAAGCUCCUCAAGGAGAUACUUUCUUGGUUGAACUUUGGGCUAUAUGGAGAGGCCUUGUUCUCUCUAUCGGUCUUGGGAUUAAAUCAAUAUGGGUGGAAUCCGAUUCCAUGAGUGUUGUGAAUACAAUCAAUAGAAUCCAACAUUGUCCAAAGGCUGGAACCUGUUUGAAACAGAUCUGGAAACUCUUGAGUAAGUUUGACGAGUAUCGGAUUUCUCACUCAUGGCGCGAAACUAAUAGAGCUGCAGAUCAUCUUGCGAAGAUGGCUCUUUGUGGAAACGAUGUGGUUUUGUGGCCAGUUGAUUUUUCAGAUAGCCUUUGUAAUAUCAUUCAAGAAGAUGCUAGAGGAACGAAAUAUCUGAGGCGGUGAUUCGAACAUCCGAGUCUUUGAGUUGAGUUUGUGGUUGCUGUCUAUAUGGGUUGGUGGAGAAGGUAAGAUUCAAAUCGAUGCUGGAGAAAACUGCAGGUAGAAAUUGAUCCUAUAGCUUGCAGUUAGUAGUCAAGCAGACAUGUUCAUUUAGAAUUAUUGUAGAAGUAUAGUUUGCAAUGUAAUUAAUUAUACAUGACAUAUGUGUUGAAACUUCAUGCUUCUAAGUGUAUCUAUUAUGUUUCUAAUUC
This is a messenger RNA of Lathyrus oleraceus (garden pea), 1735 nucleotides long. RefSeq lists its product as uncharacterized. The transcript is spliced from 5 exons. Lineage: Eukaryota; Viridiplantae; Streptophyta; Magnoliopsida; Fabales; Fabaceae. Gene Ontology annotation, molecular function: RNA-DNA hybrid ribonuclease activity; zinc ion binding; nucleic acid binding. The coding region runs from base 168 to 1487 and encodes 439 amino acids. The record is from RefSeq and is a predicted model, not a curated record.